AUGCUGAGUCAGUUACUAAAGCAGGCCACUACACGGAAGACUACAUUCUCAUCCCCCCGUGCCGUCAUUAGGGGUGGCUUGUCUGGUUUGACUCAAGGAGGCAGCGACACAUUAGAACAACCUCUUGGGCGGUUCCUUGCGAGCAUCGAUUGCAGCAAUGGCGGGGAUAAUAGUCCGCGUGAUAGUCAGCAUGAUGAUCAGAAUGGUAGUCAGAAUGAUAGAAGUGUCGCACAAGCGUUGGAUCGAACCACGGUUUGCGUGGACUCCAGUGUGGCACCAUCCAUAAAAGAGUUUCUGAUGCCGGAGGAAACACUGAUCUUGGACGUCAGUGAGUUGAUAAAAGAGCGAGUGGGCGCCUCCAGACACGUCCAAAGACUGCAGCGAGCCGUGGGCGGACGACGAGGAGCCCUCCUCGACCACCUACUCCGCGACCGGGAACUUGGCUCUGUUGCUGCGGACCCUCAUCCUGAACAACAGGACGACCUGACCGGGCGCAUCGAAGAGGACACGUGUGACGCCCCAGCUUUCAUGGACCCGCUGCUGGGUUUCAACAGCGAAGGACUCAGCCGCCAGUCUCUCUCCACAACGGAUUUGUUAUCGGCGCCGGUGGCGCAGUUCUGCAGUCUCCACGAAAGGAACGGGGACCUAGACAGGAAUACGGAUUAUCUGCACUUCGUGCCCAUACCAACAUUUGUUCCCAAAGGCACCGCGUUUGUCAAACUUCAUGAUGACCUUGACAUUCUAGUAAGCGACCCCACCAACUUGCACUGA
Gregarina niphandrodes is the source of this 771-nucleotide messenger RNA. RefSeq lists its product as hypothetical. Lineage: Eukaryota; Apicomplexa; Conoidasida; Eugregarinorida; Gregarinidae. The coding region runs from base 1 to 771 and encodes 256 amino acids. The transcript has a single exon. The record is from RefSeq and is a predicted model, not a curated record.